CAAAUAAAAGUGGUCAACGUUAAAAAUAAGUAUAAAAUAUGUUUGUGAAUUUAUUAGUUGGCGUUACAAAUUAUGUUGAGUAUUAAAUGCAAAAUAUUUCUAUAAGUUACUAAAGAAAAGAAUACGCUUUUUGUGUGUUUUAGCUGGGGUUUUCAGAACAGUUCCAUCAAAACAAUAUAUUCUUAAGCCGGCAAUUACUUUAAACUCACAUAGAGAUGGAUCAAACUAAGCCAUUUUAUGAUUUAUGCAUACCUUAUCAAAGAGACGAAAACGUAAUGCGGGAAAUAAUCAAAGAGGCCAUUAGUCUGGGUUACAAAACAAUAGCCAUUGAUCAAGUGUAUGAUCACAGCAAACGUGAUGUUACCAAACGUGGACCUGACAUAUUCCCAGCUCCUGUCGGAAUAAAACACCUAGAAAAUGAGUUUAAAAGCCAAGUAAAGAUUUUGCAAAGAAUAACUAUUAUAUAUGUGGAUGUUGCUGUUGCACACGCAAUGACAAAUUCACAGAACCUGAAGAAGUACAACUUGAUAGCCGGUCAACCAAAAACUGAUGCCGCUUUAACGCACUGUUGUACCGCUUUCGCUGGAGAUUUAGUGACAUUCGACACUGAAGCAGGGGUAAAGUUGCUAGUAAAUCGCAAGGCAUAUAAAAUAGCUAUAAAGCGUGGCUUAUUUUUCGAAAUUAAAUACGGGCCAGCUAUCAGGGACUCAAGCGUACGGAAGGAUAUGAUAAAGCUUGCACAUAAUUAUUGUGUUCGAGGAAAAUCAAGAAAUAUAAUUUUCAGUAGCGACGCAACAAAUGUCUUCGAAUUGCGAGGACCAUACGAUGUGGCCAAUUUGGCGUAUAUCUUCGGGUUGUCAGAGGAUCAGGGAAAGAAUGCUGUGGACAAAGCGUGCAGACAGUUGUUUCUGAGAGCUGAAUCUCGACGUAUUGGCAAAACAAUUAUGUUUGUAAAGGCUUCGGGACCGGUAGUUCUUUCCGAUUCCUCUGACGAGGAAGAAGAAGAAAUUAGUGAUUUCGAAGAAGUAGCCGAUGGUGUAAUAGGUAUUAUUAAGUACAAAUCUGAAAGAUAUUCUGCCGAUGAUUCGACAGAACCGCCUAAUAAAAAGAAAAAGUAAGAGAUGUGAAAUAUGUACAUGCUGGC
This is a messenger RNA of Anastrepha ludens (Mexican fruit fly), 1144 nucleotides long. RefSeq names its product ribonuclease P protein subunit p30 (gene Rpp30). Lineage: Eukaryota; Metazoa; Arthropoda; Insecta; Diptera; Tephritidae. Gene Ontology annotation, biological process: tRNA processing. The transcript is spliced from 6 exons. Gene Ontology annotation, molecular function: RNA binding. The record is from RefSeq and is a predicted model, not a curated record. Gene Ontology annotation, cellular component: nucleolar ribonuclease P complex. The coding region runs from base 216 to 1118 and encodes 300 amino acids.